Molecule: messenger RNA, 490 nt
Organism: Cucurbita moschata (crookneck pumpkin)
Lineage: Eukaryota; Viridiplantae; Streptophyta; Magnoliopsida; Cucurbitales; Cucurbitaceae
Exons: 2
Coding region: 16-420 (134 amino acids)
Source: RefSeq, a predicted model, not a curated record
CCAUAUGAUUCUUCUAUGAUCUUUUCUUUACUCUUCUUAUAUAAGAGAUUGAUUCAUAGGAAGACAAACUCUUUGGGGCCAAGGUUGCAUCCUUUCAAGGAGCUCCAUUCGUCUAAAGUCGAUGAUUCUUGUGUUACUCCUUCGCAUAUCGGAGAUAAGAGUGAUAAGAAUCAUCAUUUUGUACCAUUGCCUUCUACAAUCAAACAUGCUCCAAAGAAAAUUGUUAGUAUCAAGGAAACGGUCGAGGAUAUUGAUUCUAUCAUGAAGGAAAGGAGGAAGAACAAAGGAACAAAAAAGUCGAAAUCUUUUGAUUUUGAUAAUGAAUAUGAUGGUUCCUUGAAGCCUACUCGAUCGAUUCUCAAGGUUGGCUCAUUAAACGAUAAGUCAGAUUUAUUAAACUCUUUGAAUCGUGUUGAGUAGAGCUAAUAAGAAAGUUGUAGUUUGCAAUUUAACAUUGGAUCAUGAAUAAAUAUGUACAUUAAAUAAAUUA